Molecule: messenger RNA, 872 nt
Organism: Bactrocera tryoni
Lineage: Eukaryota; Metazoa; Arthropoda; Insecta; Diptera; Tephritidae
Product: pheromone-binding protein-related protein 6-like
Exons: 5
Coding region: 239-706 (155 amino acids)
Biological process (GO): sensory perception of smell
Molecular function (GO): odorant binding
Source: RefSeq, a predicted model, not a curated record
CUAUAUAAAAGUGACGACCGCAGAACAAAAAACUCAAUUCCGUUUGUGGUUGUGCGCGGUGAAAGAAACGCUUAGCAAGUCGAAACAAUUCCAAAUUUAUUUAACGUAUAACGAAACGUGAAAUCUAACAACGCGACAAUCCACAACGUGCGUUACAAAUAGCCAGCGCGGACAGAAGUUUGAAUAGAGGAACGUUCUCGAAGCUUGCAGAGAAAACCUCUACGGAAACGGAACUAAAAUGAUUUUGACUGGCAUGCGGCGCGGCCAAGCGUUUCACGCAUUCCUAAUUGUCGCCCUGUCGUCAUCGCUGACUCUGAUGCACGUUCGGGCACAGGAACCGCGACGUGACGACAAAUGGCCGCCACCAGCCGUCCUGAAAAUGGCCAAAAUAUUCCACGAUAUUUGCGUUGAAAAAACUGGGGUCACAGAAGAGGCAAUUAAGGAAUUUAGUGAUGGCCAAAUUCACGAAGACGAGGCGCUCAAGUGCUACAUGAAUUGCUUGUUCCACGAAAUCGAUGUGGUGGACGAUAACGGUGAUGUUCAUCUAGAGACGCUCUUUAACACCGUACCUGGUACCGUACGCAACCAACUGAUAAAUAUGGCAAAGGAGUGCGAGCAUCCAGAAGGCGACACGCUGUGCCACAAAGCAUGGUGGUUCCACCAAUGUUGGAAGAAGGCCGAUCCAGUGCAUUAUUUCCUGCCAUAGAGCUUUUCAGUGUUACCGACAGCUCGAUCCUCGAUUUCAAAUGCGUAUUGACGAGAAAAUUUGCAGGAAAACGGUUGCAAGCCAUUAUGUAACAAUUUGUAGUUGUUUUGAUUUACUUUAGCGGAAUUUCAGUUUUAUUAAAGCAUUACAGAAAAUACCAAAGUCA